AUGGCACGCGCCCGGGGGAUUCAUCCGGUAUCUUGGACCAACCAGGACAGAAUUCAAAAAGCAACUGGCCUAAUUCUUGAACACGGUAUUCACGAUACCAGCAUUGGGGUUAACAAGCAGGGGCAGUUUGCAGCGUAUCUGCGGGGAACGUGGGGGCUCACUGUCCUUCCGAAGCGUAGACAUAUCGUCAACGAGCAGCUUCAGCUGCAGGUCCGAAUCUGCCCCUAUAUCAGGGUCUCGUCAGAUGUCAACUUUAUCAUGGAAAUCAAAGGAAUCGAAAUCAGUUCCACGGUUCUGUCAAUAUUCUGUGGCCCUCAUAUAUCAACUAGCGGAGAAUCUACCACCGGGGACCAGAAUGACGACUGCUCCAGAAUUUCAAGAACCCAGCCCGUGUGUGAACUUGGAGUCGAAAAGCCUCACGGAAUCAGUCGAAACGGCCUUCAAGCACAGCACUUAGCCUGUUCCGAGCUAGGUGUUUUGCAUUGUUAUUGCUUAAGUUUAUAUCCUGAAGCGUCUAGCAUCCGAAUCUUGAUUCAAAAGGAGGCGAGCAUUCACGCCGCUAUAAGAACUUAUAACAGCUCUGAAGGAAUCCUUGGCGCUUGGUUCGUAAUCCAGCAAGACGACGAAGUCAAGUCAACCAGUCAGGCCAUCUCCUCUUCUCAAACCACACUCUCUAGCACGACUAUUUAUAUUUUUCUCCUCGAGCGUCUGGUGGCAAAUCGAGCAUUCAGAGAUUCUCAGUUCCGCGGGGUAGGAUUUGAGUCCCCGGGAUAUUUUGAAAUGUCAAAUUAG
This is a messenger RNA of Lindgomyces ingoldianus, 792 nucleotides long. RefSeq lists its product as uncharacterized. Lineage: Eukaryota; Fungi; Ascomycota; Dothideomycetes; Pleosporales; Lindgomycetaceae. Bases 1 to 792 code for a protein of 263 amino acids. The transcript has 8 exons. The record is from RefSeq and is a predicted model, not a curated record.